CUGUCAAAUUGACCUAGUGAAUCACCAAAUUAUUAUUGAUUGCGACAAAACAAAUAUAAAUUAAUGGUAUUUAAAGCCUUUAUUUAAUUAUUAAAACAGCAAACAUGGAUAGUUACUCCUAUCAAAAUGGGGCUCAAGUAAAGGAGCAAGACUUUCAAAAGCUUGCACAAACAAUAGGAACAAGUAUACAAAAAAUCACUCAAAAUGUUUCAUCCAUGAAACGUAUGGUAAAUCAAAUUGGAACUCACCAGGACUCACCUGACUUACGAAAGCAACUACAUUCCAUUCAACAUUACACCCAACAACUUGUUAAGGAUACCAAUGGGUGCAUUAAGGAACUUAAUAACAUACCAGCCUCUUUGUCUCAAUCUGAACAAAGGCAGAGGAAAAUGCAAAAAGAACGACUUCAAGAUGAAUUUACGUCAGCCUUAAAUAUGUUUCAAGCAGUGCAACGAAGUACAGCAUCAAAAGAAAAGGAGCAAGUUAAUAAAGUCAAGGCCCAGACAUAUGGAGAUCCUAUUAUUGGGAGUUAUAAAAAGGACCAAUCACUAAUUGAACUACAGGAUAGUGGUGCUAGACAACAAAUGCAAAUUCAGGAAGAAGCUGAUUUAAGGGCUUUACAAGAACAGGAACAAUCUAUAAGACAGUUGGAGAUUGAUAUAAACGAUGUAAAUCAAAUAUUCAAAGAAUUGGGUGCUUUGGUACAUGAGCAAGGAGAAGUGAUUGAUAGUAUUGAGGCAAGUGUGGAACACACAGAAAACUAUGUACGUCAAGGAGCCACUCAGUUACGAGAAGCAAGUACAUAUAAAAAUAAAAUAAGAAGAAAGAAACUUAUUUUGGCUGCAAUUGCUGCAUUUAUUUUAGCUGUGAUUAUUAUUAUUAUUGUUUGGCAAACAUCUUAAAAAUAUGUAUUUAUAUUUAAUGUUAAAUGUCCAAUGUUGGCAAUAUAAAAAGUUUCAUAUAAUAUA
Brassicogethes aeneus is the source of this 968-nucleotide messenger RNA. The record is from the annotation of a GenBank genome assembly. Lineage: Eukaryota; Metazoa; Arthropoda; Insecta; Coleoptera; Nitidulidae.